Messenger RNA from Lotus japonicus, 2330 nucleotides. Its product is annotated as protein SHI RELATED SEQUENCE 5-like. The transcript has 2 exons. Lineage: Eukaryota; Viridiplantae; Streptophyta; Magnoliopsida; Fabales; Fabaceae. The record is from RefSeq and is a predicted model, not a curated record. Gene Ontology annotation, molecular function: DNA-binding transcription factor activity; DNA binding. Bases 971 to 1963 code for a protein of 330 amino acids. Gene Ontology annotation, cellular component: nucleus. Gene Ontology annotation, biological process: positive regulation of DNA-templated transcription.
AGAGACUGGAAGAGAGGGAAGGAGGGUCAGAGUCAGAGGAAGGAAGAAAAGUACUAGCGGGUUUUCCGGUUAUGGACAAAUAGGCAAUAGCUUUUGACACAACACGUGGCUUCACAUCACCCGUCAGAUCCCAAUAGCACGACCCUGAUUCUCCCGUUCCUUGCUGAAGAGAAAGCCAGCACUGUGUGUGAACUGAGAAGAAGUGGCUAGUGACAGGUUUUCAUGUCCCCCCACGCACACACAUACACUCACUCACUCCAUUCUCUCUCUCUCACUCACUCUGAGUUCGAAUCUCAGCUCCUCUGCGUGUGCAGUAAAGUAAAGUAAUGAAAGAGAGAGAGAGAGAGAGAGAGAGAGUUGUGAAUACUGAAUAGUGAUUGUAAUUGAUCAUAAAUGGGAUUUCAACAGUAAAGUAGAUGGUGGCUUGCAGUCUCAUGGCGGCGUAGCAGACACAGCCAGGCUCUAAUUCCGUGCCAUUAUUGCUUUCCUUGCUUGCGCGGACAGACGGACGGAACAGUACACAAAAUCAACUAACCUUUUUUUUUUUCUCAAUUCUCAUUCAUUAAUUCUUUUUUUAUAAGCAUUCUCAAUUUCUCAUUCAUUAAUGAUUGUCUUUUUACUUUCCAUAAACAUUCAUUUUUCCUAAAAAACAAAAAAAAAACAAAAAACAAAAAAUAUCUCAAUAAUAACAAGAAGAUCAACGCCCCCACAUGAAUAAUAAUAGUCAACAACAAGUCCCCUUGAAAAAAAAAGGAAAAAGUUAUAGUGGGGUGAAAAUUAAUAAUAAGCAAAUUAAACCUAGCAAGUUGAGUUGAGUUGAGUUGUGUUGUGCUGUUUUGCACAUGAAAACCCAACAAAAUUACACAUGUAGUACUGCUCCUCCUCCUCUUAACUGUUUUUAAGAUUCGGGAAGGUUCUGAUAUGGAUGUAAGUUUUGAUCAAUUGGGCACAUGAUCAUCAUCACAACAACAUGGCUGGGUUUUUCUCUCUAGGUAGUGGUAGUGGAAGUGGAAGAGGAUCAGCUUCAGCUCAACAAAACAAAGAUCAUGAAGAAGAACAACAAGAAAGAGACCACACUAACAACACUCUCUUAUUCAGAAACGAAGAGAUCUACAACAAAGGCUUCGAGAUAUGGCCACAAUCUUCAUACCACAACCAACAAAACCUCACCAGCUACUACUCUUUUGGUGUGGGACCUAGUCGAAGGAACAACAAUAACAACAACCCUUCUAGCUCGAACGUGAACAACGACGAUGUUUCGGUGUCUUUCUCCGAUGAGUCGACGAGGUUUGGUUUCACGGUGGUGAGACCUGGUGGCGGAGGAGGAGGGUUUGGUGGCGGAGCAAGCGGAGGAAUGAACUGUCAGGACUGCGGGAACCAAGCGAAGAAAGACUGUCCUCAUCUGAGAUGCAGGACUUGCUGUAAGAGCCGAGGGUUUCAGUGUCAAACGCAUGUUAAGAGCACUUGGGUUCCCGCUGCAAAACGCCGUGAGAGACAGCAACAACUCGCUACGUUGCAGAACCAACAACAUUCAAGACGACACAGAGAUGGAAAUCAAGAUGUUGCUGCAGGUUCUCUUGCUCCAGUACCUAUCACUAGCACAGGGUUGGAGCUGGGACAAUUCCCACCUGAGCUUAACUCUCCGGCGGUGUUCCGGUGCGUGAAAGUGAGCGCAAUGGAUGCCCAAGAUGAGCGCUACGGUUAUCAAACAGCCGUCAACAUAGGAGGGCAUGUCUUCAAGGGAAUUCUCUAUGAUCAAGGCCAAGACAAUGCUCCUAAUUACACCAAUGCAGGUGCUGGUGAAGGUUCCCCCGGUGGUGGUGGUGCUAGUGGUGAAGGAGCACCGCCACAAAAUCUCUUAACCGCCACAACUAGUGGAAACCCUUUUGACUCUUCACUCUACCCGGCUCCACUGAAUGCUUUCAUGGCUGGUACGCAAUUCUUCCCACCCCCAAGAUCCUGAAAGACAGUUGCAUGUCUGUGGUCUCCCCCUCUAUCUCUAUCUAUCUCUCUCUAUCUAUCUCUUUCAAAUAAUCAUUUGAAAAAUCAUAGGAUAUUGUAUUGGUUAUUGCUAUUAUGUUUCUUGGGUCUUAUAACAUUAUCAGCUGAAGUAGCUGCUUAUCUAGCUAGACUAGUUUUUCAAGAGUUUCACAAAUGAUUACGACGAUGAUUCAGGGUGCUCGAAAUUAAAGGGGGCUGGCUAGGAUGGAUGUUUGUAUUUUGUUUGUUUGUUCUUGUCCGAAUCCCAGUUCAGAUUUUCAUGUCAUUUUGUUCUUAUCGAAAACUCAACUUUUCAAUUCUAGAUAUAUAUAUAUAUUUUGAUUUUGGUU